This is a messenger RNA of Prorocentrum cordatum, 786 nucleotides long. The record is from the annotation of a GenBank genome assembly. NCBI's taxonomy places the organism in Eukaryota, Dinophyceae, Prorocentrales, Prorocentraceae.
AUGCAACUGGGACCUUUAGACAUCAGAGUCACCAUCACCGAGUCCAUCAGUUUUGGCUUCGCCAGUGCUUGGCAGCGCUGGCACAGCCGUGCGUCGAGCCUCUGGACUGCUGGCCAGGUCAAGGAGUGGACACUUGCGGAGAUCCGCAUCAGCAGAGAUGUCAUUGAACAAGUGCUAUGCUCAAAGGGCCUGGCAUCUUCAGCGCUGCGCCUCAUAGUGACGCAGUCCACUCUGGACAACCUCUUCUGCGAAUCCAUCACAGUAUGCCAGCCGGCAGUGCGACGCAGGUAUGAUGUCAUUCAUGACAUGCGGCGGAGACUCAACAAUGGACCUUUGCCACUGAAUGCAGCCGAUAGCAAGCGUUCUAUCCUCAAGCAGUGGUGGCGAGCUCAUGCCUCGAUCCUCGACUUAAUACGCCCUGGCCCGGAGCAGCGCGCCAUGAACGCUAUAAGGCUCGCAACCAUGGAGAAGGCUGAGAUGGACGCGCUGCGAGUGCACGAGUCGGAGCUAGAGCGCCUGCAGCAGGUGGGUACUCCGCUGUCCUCGCCGCAUGCAAGCAGGACCAACCUGGCACUCUGUGGCGGCUCGCGCUCCAGCUCGGUCGAGGACAUGAGCUCGGGCGCCUCAUCGCCCGCGCUUGGUGCCUCGGCAGAUCCAAGCGUCACCAAUCUGGCAACUUUGGGCGAGGAGCCAGAGUAUACGAGGGGAGUUUCAGAGGGCAGUUUCGACCCUACGAGUAUCGUGUUCAAUCAGGAAUCGUUUGGGCCCACCUGGCAGCAGAGCUGA